Pangasianodon hypophthalmus (striped catfish) is the source of this 3152-nucleotide messenger RNA. Its product is annotated as collagen and calcium-binding EGF domain-containing protein 1. NCBI's taxonomy places the organism in Eukaryota, Metazoa, Chordata, Actinopteri, Siluriformes, Pangasiidae. The transcript has 11 exons. The record is from RefSeq and is a predicted model, not a curated record. Gene Ontology annotation, molecular function: calcium ion binding. Bases 284 to 1450 code for a protein of 388 amino acids.
GAAGCUGUUUGGGAUUUUAGUGAGGAGUGCAGAUGCUUUAAGCCCUUCCCAAAUCAUCAUUAAGGGGGGCGCGGACACUCCGACACUCCAGUGCGUAAAAGUUGAUCCACAUGCGAGAUGCGCGCAAAGCGACCAUGAGCAUAAAGGUUUUUAAUCCGAUCUUUCCCAUCAUAUGAAAGAUGCCUCCUUAACACCUUAACAAUUAUUUUUAUUCUUCAACUUCAACUUCAGCUGUCAGGAUUGGAGUGACUGAAGUGUUUUCUGUGGACUGACGAAGGGAAAGAUGAGCGCGUUUUAUUAUCGCAUGGUUCUUUUACCCUUCACCCUCUUCAGCACUGUUUUACUUCCGACUUCUGGAAAAUCACAGAAUGAAGCUGACAGCAACGGAGAAGAGUGUCCUGAUAAUAAGAUUGUGACAGUGGAGUACCCGUGUAUCAGAGCAGGAGGAGAGAGCGGCACAUGCCUCAGGAGGAAGUGCUGUAAAGGUUUCAGGUUCGUCAUGGGUCAGUGUGUACCAGAAAGUGUAGACGUGUGUGCGGGGUCUCCGUGUGAGCAGCAGUGUAUGGAUAACUUCGGCCGGGUGGUGUGUACAUGUUACAGUGGCUACCGCUUCGACCGGGCAAGGCACCGGCAGCACCUCCACCCGUACUGCUUAGAUGUAGACGAGUGUGAGGAGUCUAAUGGGACGCUGUGUGAGCAUGUGUGUGAAAACACACCUGGCAGUUUCCGGUGUCAUUGCAGUGCAGGAUACACACUGGCUGCAGACCAGCACUCCUGCAUACCUGCACACAAACUCUCUCUCUCACACUCUGCAGGGAAGUCUGAUACUCAGAUGAGCGCUGGUUCGUGCUCUCUCACCUGUCUGGACAUCAUGAACAUGAGGACCAGCCUACAGCAGCUCAAACUCCGCCUGGGACACGCACACUCUACUGGACAGGUGAUCUCACCUGAUUUAGCUAACAGCAGUGAAAAGCCACUUCCUGGUAGAGUAGGGAAAAAUCAUGAUCCCCACAUCAUGUAUGGUCCUCCAGGGGUGCCUGGACCCCCAGGCCUGCCAGGACCUCCAGGACAGAAAGGAGAACCUGGAUCCAUUGGUAAUCCAGGCCCUCAGGGACCAAGGGGUGACAUGGGCCCUAUGGGUCCGCAGCCGGACCUGGAGCAUGUUAAGAGGGGACGCAGAGGACCAGUGGGACCACCGGGAGCACCUGGAAGAGAUGGGCUUAAGGGUGAAAAAGGUUCUCCUGGACCCAGAGGACCACCGGGACCUCCAGGAUCUUUCGACUUUCUCCUGCUGAUGAUGGCAGACAUCCGUCACGACAUCAUCGAGCUGCAAGACAAAGUUUUUGGAAAGAGGACAGACUUCUUACUGGACACGCCUCCAGACUCCAUGGUGGAGGCGGAGUUUAAAGACUCGGGUUCAGGACAGGACGAGACAAUGCUCAACACAUGACGGAUGUGAAGACGUGGCACAGUGAGAAGUCAUUCGAACAGAAAUGAGAGACAACAACCAGCUACUGAGGACAUAAAACUGAAGCUGGCUGUCUUCAGUACUGAAACUUUGGACAAAUCAUGCAGCUGUCUCUCCAUCAGUGUUCAGAGCGCUAUAAUAACCCUGAACAUUAGCUUCACUUUGGGGCUAGAGUGACGGAGAGAGAGCAAAUAAUAGAGCAGUGAGAAAAAAGAUGACUUCAUCUCAAACCACUAACUAACACAUACAUUUGGUACAUGUACGAAUCAGUUAGAAUGAUGUGAAUGGAGAGAAUCUGACAUGCUAGCGGUGUGCCAUUAUAGGAAAAUAAUCAGUGGUGUGGUGGUGUGAUGCAGCUCGACAUGAAGCGGAGUCAUUGUUACCACCUGAAGUUUUAUGCCUUUUAUACCACAGCAAUUUGCCCUUGAUUACAAUUUAUAUUAAUUCAGUUAUCAAACGUUGUGUUUUUUAUCCAUUUAGAGUUAUGUUUAUUGUUGUGGAACAUCCACUUUAUCGCUUAUGUUAUAAAAGCAUCCAUUGUACCGUGUAAGCCUGUAGGGUAAAAAUGAUAACGUAUUAGAACAAUUGCAUUAAUAUAAACAUCAUUUGUCUGGCAGCUGGAACUACAGUCAGAGCUACUGUUACAGAAAAUGAAUCAACACCUUCUGACCAAUCAGAAUCGAGAAUUCGACAGAGCUGUGGUAUAAUAGCUGAUAAUCUAAGCACCACCUUGCACCUUUUUUAUGUUACUAAAAUUCUUCUGAAGUUUCACAGAACUCUUGAAUAAUCUUGGAACUCUUUAAAUAAUACUGACAUUCUCUUUAAAAAAAAAAAAACUCCAGGAUUGUACGUGAAAUGAAUGUCAUGCAUCAAGCAUCAUCUUUUUCCCGUCUUCUGCUUGUCCUGCAAGCGUGUAGCUGCAAAACAGCUGAACAGAGUUUAUAUGAAAGGGAGCCAGGGAUGUUUCCUUUUCUGUUUCCAUUAAUAUGUUUAUUCUUGUGUAUGUCAUAUUUUGCAUGUGCUGGAACACAUCAUCACUAUCAUCAUCAUCAUCAUCAUCAUCAUUCAGUCUUAUAGCAGUGAGCUGUGAGGUGGCAGUGCUACCUGUUAUAAUAAUAAUAAUAAUAAUAAUAAUAAUAAUAAUAAUAAUGAUAAUAAUAAUAAUAAUAAUAAUAAUAAUAAUAAUAAUAAUAAUAAUACUUCUGAGUGAGACUGUCAUGUUCCACCAGCAGAGGGAGACAAAAUACAGAGAGAAGAUACCUCUCACCAAAACCACUGAACCUUCUUUUGUCAAGAUUUAAACUGAAAUAAGAUACAAGGGUUUUUUGUUUGUUUGUUUGUGUUUUUUUAAGUUGGAUAAUUUCACUAUAUCCAGGUAAAUUUUUAAUUCAGUUACAAUUCAGAUCUAGAAAUGGCAUCACUUAUUUCCACUGACCCUCAUCAGUAUACUGUAUAUCUGUAGCAGGAGAACAAUAUAAAGAGAGACUUAGACUUUGUCUAAUGGAAUCUAUUUCCAAAUGGCUUUCACAUCCAGACAGGCCUUUCACAGUCUAGUGUUCUCCUUUCCUAACUUUCCUACUUGAAGUUAGAUUCAAACCCUGAAAAAAUGUUAAACUGUGCAGCAUUGCAGCUCGUCAUGACGUGAGACUCCUGUGUGAAUAUAGAAUAAAGACAAUGUUAUUCA